Lynx canadensis (Canada lynx) is the source of this 1017-nucleotide messenger RNA. RefSeq names its product gem nuclear organelle associated protein 7 (gene GEMIN7). The transcript has 3 exons. Bases 226 to 621 code for a protein of 131 amino acids. Lineage: Eukaryota; Metazoa; Chordata; Mammalia; Carnivora; Felidae. Gene Ontology annotation, molecular function: RNA binding. Gene Ontology annotation, biological process: spliceosomal snRNP assembly. Gene Ontology annotation, cellular component: SMN-Sm protein complex. The record is from RefSeq and is a predicted model, not a curated record.
GGCCUCUGAAAAGCUGACAGUCCAGCUUCUUGUGGUCCAUGAAAGCAGUGAUGGCUUCCAAAGGAAAGGUCUGCAGGCAGCGGCCGCAGAUGAGGAAACCGAACAGGGAGGCUGUUUGCAGAGCCGCGGUGACCUGUCCAGACCCCUCGUAGCGAAUCUGGGAGGGCUAAGAACCACCCGUCUCCCCGAAUCCACACCUUCCUAUCCGCUGAGGGGGCCAGGAUAAUGCAGACUCCACCAGCCAUUCCUGUGCCUGUGCUCCGGCUCCCCCGGGGCCCUGAUGGCUUGAGCCGAGGCUUUGCCCCAGACGGACGCAGGGCCCCCCCGAAGCCAGAGGUUCCUGGAAGCCCGGGGUCUCCAGUAGGUCGAGAGUCUCGGGAAUCCCGGGAACAGCAGGCCCGAGCCGCACUUCGGGAACGCUACCUCCGCAGCCUGCUGGCCAUGGUGGGUCACCAGGUGAACUUCACACUGCACGAGGGUGUGCACGUGACCGCCCACUUCGGAGCCGCCGACCUGGACGUGGCCAACUUCUACGUGCUGCAGCUGCAGACACCAAUAGGCGUGCAGGCCGAGGCGCUGCUGCGGUGUAGUGACAUUAUUUCCUACACCUUCAAGCCGUGAGGACGUGACUGUGUUCACCUUUCUGCCCGAGGCCUGGCCGCAGUAUCCCAGCCUCCAAAUGUUCACGAGCCCAGCACCCUGGGCCCCACAGGGUUUGGAACAUCCUUGGAAAUUUGAGCCGAGCGCCGGGCAACUCUGGCUUCUUGGGACCUGCGGAGUCCCGUCAGUAAAAUUCUGCAACCACAGGAGUUCUAGAGCCCGUUGGAAGGAAUGCUCUGCCUCACAGGAAUCUAAACUCUUAAAACAGGGCCUCAUGCCAGUUCCUGAAGACUGGGGGUUGGGGGCGGUCAAUAAAGGGCGGCACAUCGCAGAGUGGGAAAUUGUCUGCUGAAGUUGCGAAGUUCAGCCACCCUGGAGAAAGUCCCCUCUACUAAAGAACCCAUUAUUCCAGGAAGA